AUGAAUAAAUCAUCAAACGACUACAAACGCAUAUUCGAAAGCUUCGAUGAAGACAGGGAUGGCACGGUCUCACCACGAGAAUUACAACAUCGUGUCGAGUUAAUAUUCCAUGAAGAAAUUUUGGUUGAAGACUUAGAAAUUGUGGUGGAAUCGUUGUUAAAUGGGAAUAAUGGAAAAUUGGGGAUGGAUGAUUUUGUAAGGUUGAUGGAAAGUGAUCAGAAAGAAGAGGAGAAACUUGAGGACUUAAAAAAGGCAUUUAGAAUGUACGAAAUGGAUGGAACCGAUUGCAUUACUCCAAAGAGCUUAAACCGGAUGUUGAAUCGACUCGGUGAGUCGAUAAGUGUAGAUGAGUGUGUUGGGAUGAUUAAUCGGUUUGAUCUUAAUGGUGAUGGUGUGCUUAACUUCGAUGAAUUUAGAGCUAUGAUGGUUUGAUAAUACUAAUUAAGUGUUUAUUAUACCUCAUUCUUAAGCUGGUCGAUCCAAAGAUGAAUAGAUUGUGUAAAUGAGUAGUUUGUGACAUUAUAUAUAGAAUUGCAUAUAUUAAUUUUUGUAUCUUCAAUUGUAUGCGUCAAUUUGUGUCAAUGAAGUACCUAAUUUGCAUCAA
Molecule: messenger RNA, 604 nt
Organism: Erigeron canadensis
Lineage: Eukaryota; Viridiplantae; Streptophyta; Magnoliopsida; Asterales; Asteraceae
Product: putative calcium-binding protein CML23
Exons: 1
Coding region: 1-432 (143 amino acids)
Molecular function (GO): enzyme regulator activity; calcium ion binding
Source: RefSeq, a predicted model, not a curated record